AUGGCCGAAACAUAUAUUCAUCGUAAAAAAUCAACAAAUGAAACUAAGAAUAAAAAUCAAUCAACAUUUUUUCAUACUUCUAUUUUGCCAAGUAAAACUUAUCAAGAAAAACAUCAACUUCCGUUAAAAGAAUUAAAAAAUUCUGUAAAAGAUUAUAAAAAACAACCAUCACUUCAAAAAGUAGAUACUGAAAAAUAUCGAAAUUCAUUACAACGUCAAUUAUCCAUAGAUAUGCUUCGUCAAGGUUAUCAUCAAUCAUUUCGUGAAUUAUGUACUAUAUUAGAAUGGCAAAAAAAUGAUCGAGAACAAUUAGGUGUUGAACAUCCACAUUAUCGACGAUCAUUAUUAGAUGGAGAACCAGAUAAAUUACGUUUUCUUUGUAUAUAUCUUAAUAAAAUUGAAGAAGCUGAACGAAGAAAACAAUAUUCAAAUAUGUAUAAAAAUUAUAUUGAAUUAGCAUCAUUUUUUUUAAAAAGUGAUGAUCAUUGGUUAUCAGAUUCAUUUUAUAAAAAAUGUUUAUCAGUUGCUCAAACAUAUACACAAUUUGAUUCACAAUUAGUUGCUGAAGCAUAUCUUAAUGUUGGAUUAGUAUAUGAAAGACAAGGUUAGAUUAGUAAUAAGAGUAUACAAACUAAUGUU
Molecule: messenger RNA, 639 nt
Organism: Rotaria sordida
Lineage: Eukaryota; Metazoa; Rotifera; Eurotatoria; Philodinida; Philodinidae
Source: the annotation of a GenBank genome assembly